AUCUUUCCUCCAUUCGAUCCGUGACUUGGUGAUUCCACGAGAGAGCGAAGGAGAACGGGGAAUCCCGCUGGAAUUUAUCUGCGGCCAAGUUUGUAGAGGUUUCUGAUGAGGACCAUUUUGGUAGUCCAAACAAAAACUUGUCCAAACUCAAAGGAAAUCCUCACAUCUUCUGCAGCAAGUUCUUCAAUUCUGCUGUGAAGGUUUGCAAUUGAUGAAUUCAUCUACAAUGGCUUCUUUGACCAAUGGAUUCAACUCAUCAGGUAACAGACAAGAAGAAGAUGGGGCAAUACCAGAAGUUGCUUCAGCUCCCAGCUUACAUGCAGAACCUGAAGAAAUCGAGAGGAAAGCUCGGGUGGAUGCUGUAUGGCAGCAAAUGAAUAAAGGAGUAUCUACUAAGACUCUCAAAUCUAUCUCAAAUAAGCAUAGUUCAACUGUAAAUAAAACUACACAGAAUGGUUCUGCUAGCUGGAUGUCAUUUCUGGGCCUGGCAAAGACGAAAGCAGCACUUCCUCAGCAAGACAAGCGAGAAAAGCAACCCAAUCAUAAACAGAAUAGCAUCAGUGAUGAAGAAGCUAAGAAGCUUGCUGCUGCUGCACUAUCAGCAGUUGAGGAUGCUGCUGCUCUUGCUGCGGCUUCAGAGAAGGGGAAACUUGAGAUCUCUGAGGUCCGAGGCCUUGUGGGUCAUGAUACUGAAGGAAAGAAGCUUAUUGGUAACAGUCCAAAGGAGACAUACGAAAAGGCUAAAGCCCCAGUAUCAGCCCCUUCUGCUGUUGACGCUGUUCUUGAGCAAAUUAAGAAGAAGCAAAAGCUCAGUGUGCUUGACAAGACAAAAAAGGAUUGGGGAGAAUACAAGGAAGAGAACAAGGGCUUGGAAGAUGAGCUGGAAGCUUACAAGAAGAGCUCAAAUCAGUACUUAGAAAGGGUAUCUUUCUUGCAGCGAGCAGAUUAUAGGGAAUUCGAGCGAGAAAGAGAUGUCCGGCUAGCAAUGCAGGCCAAGCGAAAAGCAGAUAUGCGAGAGGAUCCAUGAGUUGACUGCGGGGAGUGCUUGCAAACAACACUUCCAGCACACAUGGUACUUGAUCAUUUCACUACAUGGAAAUUGAACCGAGCAAGAAAACGAUCUAGAACGAAGCCUUUCAUGCGUAAGUGAUCUGAUUUGGAUGCACGGUCGUUGCCUUAAUAAUCAAUUUGCUGUCAGUCACUCCUCUGGAAGUUUCUCAUUGACCUUGAAGAAUGUAGAGCACAAAUAAUAUUUGUGCACUAAUUACCCCCAAAAUUGUUGCUAUGUUUCUGGUCCUAGAACCAGAAAUUCGUAUCAGCCUAUGUAUUCGCUCUCAUUUUUUUUUUCUCUUAAUUCUCAUUUCUUGUCUUUGCGGUUGACAACACCUCUUACUGCCAUUGACUGGCCUUCAAGUUCCAGUGUUCAAUUUGUAGCUGAAGAAUGCUAGGCUGUUUUACCGGUGGUUAUCUUCGAAGAUAAUCUGUGCAUUGUUGAGGCUUGUUACCCUGA
Diospyros lotus (date-plum) is the source of this 1510-nucleotide messenger RNA. RefSeq lists its product as uncharacterized. The record is from RefSeq and is a predicted model, not a curated record. Bases 212 to 1027 code for a protein of 271 amino acids. The transcript has 6 exons. NCBI's taxonomy places the organism in Eukaryota, Viridiplantae, Streptophyta, Magnoliopsida, Ericales, Ebenaceae.